AUGGUGAAGCCCCAGUUUAAGGGAAAGAGUUCGAUAAACCCGUCCUCGUCAAGCUCCAACCCCGAUCGUGUGGUGAUGAGGCAAAGCAAACUGCCCAUGUCUCUUCUCCAUGACAGAGUCAAAGCUCAUAACUCUAAGGUGCACAUUCUAGACACUGAGGGUUUUGAGACCACAUUUGGACCGAAGGCUCAGAGGAAGCGGCCCAGUCUGAUGGUUGGAGAUGUGAAGGACCUCCUAGAGAGAGCAGAGGCUUCGGUCCUGAACUAUGACGCAGAGAAGGAUAGCAACCUGGUGAUGGAGGACACAGGCGUCCGGGAGGAAGUGCGUGAAGAGAUUUUCAAAAAGGGCCAGUCAAAGAGGAUCUGGGGAGAACUUUACAAGGUGAUUGACUCGUCUGAUGUCAUCAUCCAAGUGCUGGACGCCCGUGAUCCGAUAGGAACCCGCUCCAAGAGCAUCGAGACAUACCUGAAAAAAGAGAAGCCUUGGAAACAUCUCAUAUUUGUAUUGAACAAAUGUGACCUCAUCCCUACUUGGGUUACGAAACGGUGGGUUGCUGUUUUGUCACAAGAGUAUCCGACUCUGGCUUUCCAUGCCAGCCUGACCAACUCGUUUGGUAAAGGCUCUCUCAUCCAGCUCCUCAGGCAGUUUGGGAAGCUCCACAAAGACAAGAAGCAAAUAAGUGUGGGUUUCAUCGGUUAUCCAAAUGUUGGAAAGAGUUCAGUUAUAAACACUCUGCGAUCCAAGAAGGUCUGCAACGUGGCACCCAUUGCUGGAGAAACAAAGGUGUGGCAGUACAUCACACUCAUGAGACGCAUCUUCCUCAUAGACUGCCCCGGUGUUGUUUACCCAUCAGAGGACAGUGAGUCUGAUAUUGUCCUCAAGGGAGUGGUUCAAGUGGAGAAGAUAAAAAACCCAGAAGAGCAUAUUGGUGCGGUACUGGAGCGAGCCAAACCUGAAUACAUCCAGAAGACGUACCGUAUUCCAACAUGGACUUCACCUGAAGACUUCCUAGAGAAGCUGGCCUUUCGUACUGGGAAGCUUCUGAAGGGAGGUGAGCCUGAUCUCAGUACGGUCUCUAAAAUGGUGUUGAAUGACUGGCAGAGAGGACGGAUCCCUUUCUUUGUGAAGCCUCCUGGACCUGAGGGAGAUCCAGAUGAUGAAAAAACAUUGCCCAUUGAAGAACCACCAGCUGCAGAGGAGAAGGUUCAGGAGGAGCAGCUGGAGAACCAGGACGUCAUCUCAGGGGAACAGGAGCAGCAGCGGCAGAAGGAGCAGGUCCAGAAGAUACUGGCUAAUGUCCGACAGAACUUCGGCAAGAUCAACGUGGCACCAGAGUUCACUGAGGAAGAUUUAAUCCCGGUGGAAAUGCCAGACUUAGACUUGUCUGACUUUUCUGGCUCUGACGCUGAGGAGGAUGUUGAUGAAGAUGAGGAGGAAGAUGAGCCCAGCGUAGACCCAGCUGAAGGAGACGCUGAGGUCUCUGAGGACACAUCGUGUCAGACUGACUCUACGAAAGGCAAAAAGAGUUUACGGGAGGUAAUCCGUGAGCAUGAUGAGAAAAUAGCCAAGUACAAGCAGUUCCUGGACCGAGCCAAAUCCAAGCGCUUCUCAGCCAUCCGAAUACCAAAGGCCCUUUCUGACAAAGUGCUUUCAGGCAUGAAGACCAAACAGGAAGCAGCAGCUAAACAAACCCAGAAGGGAGAGACUCUGGUAACAGCUACAACCCAGGCGACCAAGAAGAGAAAAAUAGAGGAGGAUGUUGAGUCCUUGCAGCAGCACAGGCUUACAUCUAAACAGAGAAGAGCGCUGGAACGUGCCAAGAAGGGAAAGAAAGUUGGCGUGCAUUACUAUGAAACACACAAUGUGAAAAACAAGAACAAGAACAGAAAGGCUCCACCUCAAACUACAGAAAGCCGUGGAGCUAAAAGAUCAAAGCACUAGACUGACAGAUAACAAACAUAUAAUAGGUUUAUAAAUCAGCCAAAUUGGCUACAUUCUAUUGAAAAGAAACUGGCAAAAACUA
Cyprinodon variegatus (sheepshead minnow) is the source of this 2023-nucleotide messenger RNA. It is a transcript of the gene gnl2, whose product is annotated as guanine nucleotide binding protein-like 2 (nucleolar). The record is from RefSeq and is a predicted model, not a curated record. NCBI's taxonomy places the organism in Eukaryota, Metazoa, Chordata, Actinopteri, Cyprinodontiformes, Cyprinodontidae. The coding region runs from base 1 to 1941 and encodes 646 amino acids. The transcript is spliced from 14 exons. Gene Ontology annotation, molecular function: GTP binding. Gene Ontology annotation, cellular component: nucleolus.